AUGUCAGCAGUGGAACAAUUUGAAACUAUAUUGAAGGAGUUGCCAACGUUGAAGGCCCCUGGAGUGUCAGGGUCGCGUAUAAAGAAGUUGACGGAUCUUGCAGUGAAGAAUGUAUCGGAAGAGUCGAAGUUCAUAACUAUUUUGUACUCUAACUGUAAAGCGGCCCCUUCGUCGCACAAAUUAGGUACAUUAUACGUGGUUGAUUCGAUCGUAAGAAUCUUUAUUGAGGAAGCGAAGAAACAAAACCAAGAAAUUACCUCGCUGGCCCCAGAAGGAACUUAUGCUUCUGCUGUUUACAAAAUCAGCGAGCUAGUCGAACUGCUUAUUGACGAUGCGAUGGAAUUACUGGUAAGUAAGUCCCAGACAAUUAAAAUUGGUAAAUUAGUAGACAUUUGGGAAAGAGCUGAAACGUUCAAGCCAGAAAUUAUCAAUAAGAUCAGGUCCAAACAUUUCAGUUCCACCACUCCUCCUGGCUCUCCACCUGGUAAAACUAAUGAACCAAUAAAGCAACAACCUGAGAAUAAUUCAAACGACUCGGGUAGUAUUUUGCUGGCUUUGGCAUCUUUGGCUAAGAAGUCUAAUUCCAAUAGCUCUACACCUACUACCGCCUCUGCUGUUCCUGUUCAACAACCUCCACAGCCACAGCAGGCAUCUGGAAAUAAUGCUAACGACAUUUUAUCUCAACUUUCAGCUAUGGCAGGUAAUAAUGGUGCUGCUCCUCAACAGAAUAAUGCACCUCAACCGGGGCAAUCUGCACCAAAUGAACAAUAUAUUUUCAAUAUGUUGCAGCAAAUGCAAAACGGUAGUGCAUCUCUUCCUCCAAUCCCUCAGCAACAAUCUAGACAAACUGGACAGCCAGACUAUGGAACUGGUAGACGUGGUCGCGAUGAUAAUGGUGUUACAAGUUAUUCCAGAAGAAACAGAUCAAGAUCACCAAACCGCUUCGGACAAAACAACAGAAGAGAUAGAUCUCCUCCAAGACAACAAUUUCAACAACAAUUUCAACAACAGAUUCCACAACAAUUUUUACCUCAACAGUCACCUAUGCCAACUCAAAUUCCUGGUGGACCACCAAACUUUAAUGUUCCUAAUGAAAUGAACGGUGAAAUGAAUUUACCAGGUACUCCGCAUUACCGUCCUCGUAAUGUUGGAUUUGAUCAAUCAUUACCACAAGGAUCUUUUAAAGUGUUGUCAAGAACUUUAUUUAUUGGUGGUGUCCCAAGAAAUAUGGAUGAAAAGGAAUUAGCAUCAGUUUUAAGACCAUACGCUGAAGUUCAAUCUGUUAUUUUGAACAGUGAAAGAAAGCACGCUUUUGUUAAGGUUUACUCAAGAAGAGAAGCUGAACAAGUCAUUACCUCUUUUAACAAAGACAAUGCAUUACCCUUAAGAACUCGUUGGGGUGUUGGAUUCGGUCCAAGAGACUGUUGUAAUUAUCAGCAUGGUAUCUCAAUCAUUCCAAUCCAAAGAUUGACCGAUGCCGAUAGGGCUUGGGUUGUCCAGGCCCAAUGGGGUGGUACAGGUGGUCAGCCAUUACUGAGUGGUAUGGUCAUCGACGAGCCAGAUAUUGAGAUUGGUACUGGUAUAUCUUCAAAGGCUAUGUCUAAAAAGAUGCCUACUAACUCCGCCAGAAAUGGUCCAAAGUCUAAUAAGCCAGGUGAACCAGAUGAAGAUUAUGUUAAGACUACAUUAAUUCCUCAGCAAAACGCAUCUAUGUCUCAUGGUGCGCAACCAGAUUUCACAACUUUAACUCAAUCAUCAGUAAACCCACUUAGUGGUUUAUUUGGAAACUCCAAUAGCCCAAAUCCAGGCUUUUCAAUGCCUGCCCAGCCUGCUCAGCCUGCUCAAGGAAACUUUCCUCGAGCAAAUGAUUUUAUGAACACCUUAAAUCAAGGUGGUGGUAAUCCAAAUUUAAGUGCACAAUUGGCAAACUUCUUUCAAAAUGGAAGAAUGAACCAGCCUCAAUGA
Messenger RNA from Debaryomyces fabryi, 1965 nucleotides. RefSeq names its product Nrd1 complex RNA-binding subunit. Bases 1 to 1965 code for a protein of 654 amino acids. Gene Ontology annotation, cellular component: nucleus. The record is from RefSeq and is a predicted model, not a curated record. The transcript has a single exon. Lineage: Eukaryota; Fungi; Ascomycota; Pichiomycetes; Serinales; Debaryomycetaceae. Gene Ontology annotation, molecular function: RNA binding.